Symbiodinium necroappetens is the source of this 1011-nucleotide messenger RNA. The record is from the annotation of a GenBank genome assembly. Lineage: Eukaryota; Dinophyceae; Suessiales; Symbiodiniaceae.
AUGCCUUCGUGCCAGAAUAUGGAUGGUAUUGGCCGCUGCAUCAGGGGCAUCUGCAUCCUUUGGAGGCGUUCCGAGAGGAAAGAUGUCGCACAGCACGGCUUCUUUGGCGAAGGCCUUGCCGAAAUUGAUGCUCUGCGGGAGGAUUCGGUUGUCAUACCCGACCGGCUCAUCGUUGCAGAGAAUGGUGAACGAGGACCGAGUGAAGGCAAGCUUGGAGCCCUUGCAUUGGCCAUUGGACUUCGAUUGGACAAGUCGCCUUAUCGACAGGACGUUUGCCUGCUACUUUAUCGGACUCCAUCUGGCGAGGCAGGGCAGUUGCUUGCCGAAGUUGGUACCGAUCUUCGAGCACAAGGAGCCGCAGUUGGUGCCACCACAACAGCGCUGGCAAAGUUACUCCUUCGGCAGGCUGCUCGUACACCUCUCGAAGGAGUGACUGGAGUCGUUCUUGCAGGAGGGAAGCCACAUACCUGUCCGACACCUUCGCUUUUGGAUCGUGAGCUCAUGUCCCAGCACCUGAAACCCCAGGUUCCAGUACUGUGCGCCUGGAUUUCAGACAACCCAUCUCCUGCUGGCCGAAUGAAGCUUUGGUCUUCCACGGUUGCAAGUCUUUAUCCAUGGUCGGCGAAGAGGCUGGGCAAGGUUGGCGAACUUCUGGAGCUCCCACAGCACAAACGCCUUUUCCAUGAGACGUGGCAGGCAGCUGAUGCGAUGCGGGAAGCGUCGUCUGGAAGUGGCUUGGCCAUGGGAGUGCUGUUCGCCAGCGGACACAUCAAUGCUCUUUUUUGCGCAGAGGACGGCGCCGGCGCGAGUAAACCUGUUCCACCUUGUUUGGACCGGGAAGUUAUUCUGCUCGCAUCGUGCUUGGAGGAAGGCAAAAACGAAGCCGGCGAUCCCGUGCUCCUGCUUCUUGUGGAUGCCGACGGCGGGCUUCGCUCGCCACAAGCACAGGCAAGAGAUUACAUGCUGCAGCGUGGCUUUCCCAAUUUGCGUGUCUUGGUACUCGACGAGGCA